GCCGGGUGGGCGGUCCAGUCCGAGGACAGCGGCUACCUUCUGGCUUCCCAGUCGGGUGAGGCGACCGCCACCAUGUCCCUGGCUGCCUCAGCGGGCCGGGGCCCCGGGACCAUGUGGUCCCCUACACACGUGCAGGUGACGGUGCUACAGGCGCGGGGCUUGCGGGCCAAGGGUCCCGGAGGGACGAGCGACGCGUACGCGGUGAUCCAGGUGGGCAAGGAGAAGUACGCCACGUCGGUGUCGGAGCGCAGCCUGGGCGCGCCCGUGUGGCGCGAGGAAGCCACCUUCGAGCUGCCCCCAUUGCUGUCCUCCGGGGCCGCGCCCGCCUCCGCCGCCACCCUGCAGCUCACGGUCCUGCACCGCGCGCUGCUCGGUCUCGAUAAGUUCCUGGGCCGCGCCGAAGUGGACCUGCGGGAGCUGCACCGGGACCAGGGCCGCAGGAAGAAGCAAUGGUACACCUUGAAGUCCAAACCCAGAAAGAAGGACAAAGAGCGAGGAGAGAUCGAGGUCGACAUCCAGUUCAUGAGAAACAACAUGACGGCCAGCAUGUUUGACCUCUCCAUGAAAGACAAGUCUCGCAAUCCAUUUGGAAAACUGAAGGACAAGAUCAAAGGGAAGAAUAAGGACAGCGCCUCGGAUACUGCCUCUGCCAUCGUCCCCAGCUCGACGCCCUCGGUCGACAGCGACGACGAGUCCUUCUCGAAAGACAAGAAAAAGAAAUCGAAGAUCAAGACGUUGUUUUCCAAGUCGAGUCUGCAGAAGACGCCGCUCUCCCAGUCCAUGUCCGUCCUGCCCACCUCCAAGCCAGACAAAGUCCUGCUGCGAGCCGGGGACCUCCAGUCCAGGUGGGACGAUGAUGACAAUGAGGACGAGUCCUCCUCUGCCUCCGAUGUCAUGUCCCACAAGCGAACAUCCAGUACAGACCACACACCACCGAACCAGUCCAACUUCAGCCUUCCCAGGAAAGAAGGGCUCUCCUUCCUCGGGGGCCUCCGGUCCAAGAAUGACUCUCUUUCCCGCUCUACCGUCUGUAUCAACGGGAACCAUGUGUACAUGGAGCAGCCAGAGGCCAAGAGUGAGGUCAGAGAGAACAGCCCUUCUAAUUCCCCGUCCCCGCAGGGCUUCAGGAAGAAGCAUUUGUUCUCGUCCACUGAAAACCUGGCUUCCCGGUCCCCUAAGGAACCAGGGGAAGGAGGCGGCCUGUCCUCUGACCGGAGGCUGUCCGACUCUUCCACCAAGGACUCCAUGAAGACCAUGUCUUUGCCAUCCUACCGAGCUCUGGCCAGUGGGGACAGUAGAGAGAGCGUGUCUCCAACCAACAUGGAGGCUGCCAGAGAAACAAAAGACAGCAAGAAGCAGGAGAAUAAGAAGUCCUCUUUGCUUUCUCUGGUCACGGGAAAGAAAGAUGCGGCUAAAGGUGGCGAAGGCGAACCUCUUCCCACUGUCUCAGAGAAAGAGAAGGAAAGGAAAGGCGCGCCCGAGGAAGCCCGGCUGCGGGAGGAAGACCUCGUGAGAAGACCUGAGAAGGAUGCUCUAGCCGUUGCCUCUCAAUGGGGCAGAUCCCCGAACCCCUUUGAGGACGUGCAGAUCUCAGACCCGGAAGCUGGCCUGGAGUCGAAGUCGGAUCCAAAACCACCAGUUCCUGCUUCAAGGGCUCCCCAGACCAAAGCUGUGAAGCCCAGACUGGAAGUUUCUCCAGAGGCUCAGCCCAAAGCCAGGCUCCCUUCCCCUGACUCUGCUCGCUUCACCCCUUUCCUCUCCAGCUCUACUCAGGCCCCUGUCCUUUCUGACUUGAGGUGUGACUCAGAGACACAGUGCUCUGAAAGUCCUUCUGCCUCCUCUUUCUCGUCUCCCCUAGCAGCUCCCAUCUCCACAUCCACGCCAGUGGAACACUGGCCCACAGGCAACAGCGAGGCCGAUACUGGAGAACCUUCUCUGCUCCUCAGAGCAGCCGCUAAUGUAACACCAGCUGCAAACACUGGGUCUUCUGCCUCCGGAUCACCCUGUGAACAACUUCCCACACCUCUGUGGAAGGGGACCGAAGAGUGUUCAGGGGACAAGGCCAGAGAGACAGGCCCAGGGAAGGAAGCCAGCAGUGAUGAGUCGGGAAAGACCCUCACGGGGCUGCAUGAAGAGCUUGUGAAGAGUCCUUUCCCAGAGCAGCCCUGGGCCCCCUCACCUCAGGAGGCCCAGGAGGCACCCUCCGUGCUUUCUCUCAGCCGUGGCAGAAUCCUAAGUCCCGUUGAGAGGUCUCCCACAGCAUCUGGGUCUUCUGUGGAGAAUGCUCACGAUGGUGGAAUGACUACUGCAGUCAAAGAAACGACACCCCCUCUUGGAGAGGAAGAGGCGCCCUCCUCAUUUCACCACAUAGCGCAGAAGCGUGACAUGCAGCAGAAUGCCAGCGGGGGGCAAAAGAAGGUCAAGAAACGCGUGUCUUUUUCUGAGCAGCUCUUUGUGGAAGAAGAAACAGAAGGACCCAGUAGGCCUGAGGAGGAAGAGGAAGGUCAUCCCCCGCAGCUGACACAGGAAGGACCCGUUGCUGGAAGCAUGCCCCGUGCAGGGUCUCCAGAGUCCCCCCACACAGAAAGCACAGGACAGGAACCUGUGACCACAGAAGCUCAGCCCGCCGUCUCUUCUGAAAGCGAGAGUUUCUCAGAAGGCCCCACAAGUGAAGCCAGUCCUAAAAGAGGCACCCAGCUUUUGAGGGAUGAGGAGGAGAAAGAUGACCUCAUGGGUCCUUGUCAGAGCAAAGCCAGCGAUCAUGAAGGCCUGCUCUCUAACCCCCUGAGUGACCUUCCAUCUGCCUCGGAUGUGAAAUCCCCCGUCAUGGCUGAUCUAAGCUUGUCUCUUCCGUCCAUUCCUGAAGUGGCGUCAGAUGAUGAAAGAGUCGAUGAGGCUGGAGAUGGAGGGGGAGAGGCAGCGAAGCUGGUUGACCUGGAAGCGGGAGUUUCACCCUUGAACAUGUCACCUUCCAGUCUAGAGUCGUCAGGGGAGGCUAGUGGCAGGUUCCGUGAGUCAGUGCCCAUGGAGAAUCAGUGUGACCUGAGGCCUCAAACUCCCUCAAGUGUGCAUGAAGAGCUACCAGGCCCUGCAACUGUCGAGGAAGAGAGGCCGAAGGGAAGUGGGAAGCCAAGCUCGCCUCUGUGCAUAUCCCAGGACUCUCCUGUGCCCAGCCCCUCACCCACGGAGACCUUCUCCGCCACACAUUCCUUCCCCAGUUCUCUAUCUUCCGACACUCACCACACCAGUGCAGCAGAAUCUCAAAAACAAGCAACAGCAGACAGCUCCGCUAGUAAAGUUGAGAGCUUUGGCAAGAAGAAGCCACUUCUACAAGCCCGGGUCACACCCUCAGAGAUACAUCCGGUCCCAGCUCAGCCAAGUGCGGGAGCUGGGGCGGCCAAGCACAGGCCUCACCCCGUGAAGCCGAUGAACACGACGGCCACCAAGAUUGCAAGCCCUAGUUUGGGAACCGCCACCAUCAUCAGCGAGAACAUGAUCAACGAGGCCCUCAUGAAGAAGUACCAGCCCUCGGAUCCUGCCUAUGCCUACAUACAGCUGACCCACGAGGAGCUGAUCCAGCUGGUCCUCAAGCAGAAGGAAACCAUCAGCAAGAAGGAGUUUCAGGUGCGGGAGCUGGAGGACUACAUCGACAACCUGCUAGUCAGAGUCAUGGAGGAGACCCCCAACAUCCUCCGGGUGCCGGCGCAGGCGGGCAAAAGGGCCGGCAAGAUGUGAACUGCGGAAGGAGGCGUGGCUUGCCUAGCAGCCCGCACCCAGGCUCCGAUGGCCUGCUGUGCGCAUCCUCUGUCAAGAGUUAAUUCUCCUAGUUGAAACCAGGUUGUUAUAAGGAAUCUUUUACUAUACAGUUCCCAGCGUUUUAUUUUUAAAUGCCACUGUGCCUUUGACUAUAUUGUAAAUAUCAGAUUUGAUCCGAUGUAUUUUAAACACCGGGGUUGCUGCCCUUUGAUACUGAGAUCUUCAGGUCUGGAUCCUCCAUGAAUGCGGGCUCCGGGUGAGAUGAGAAAGGGACUUUGGGACGGGUGCUGUUCCACCCCCUUUCUUGGCCUGUGAGCAGUUCCAGGGAGAGGCAGAUGCUAAAGGGCUGUUUGGGUGAAGGUUGGUUUGGGAGGCAUUGUUCUGUUGUCAAGGUGGGGUGUCACCCGGCUGCUCUUGAAUUCACAGUGUACUGAGACUAGCCUUCGAUUUCUGAUCUUCCUGCCCUCACUUCCCAAGUGCUGGGAUUACAGCCAUGUGUGAUGUCUUCUGGUUGGAGCACAGUUUACAGAAAGCCUCCGGGCAUGCUUCUUAGAUUUUGAAUAUGCCUUUUACAAUUCCUACUACCCUCUAGCCUUAAAAAGGGCUCUUCGUGGGGGGUGGGGGGGGGGGAGAGCUCAUUGGGUCAAGUGCUUGCACUGCAAGCCCAAGGAUCUGCGUUUGGAGACUUAGCAUCCAUGCAAAAGCCAGGAGUGGUGGUGUGUCCCUGGGGAAGGGCUGGGAUGCAGGAGGGCAGAGCUAGGCAGAUCUCAAAGGCUCACUGGGAACUCCAGGUUCAGUGAGGGACCGUCUUAAACAAUAACAUUACCGUAGACCUCUGCCCUUCAUGCCAACACGGGGACACACACACACACACUGCUCUUUAGAUCUAUAGGGCCAUUUCCUGGAGACAUGAAAGAACCGAAGAGUCGCUUUUCAGGCUGAAGUGAGUCUGGGGUUAAGAGCACCAGCUGUUCUUCCAGAAGACCUGGGUUCAAUCCCCAGCACCCAGAUGGUAGCUCGCAACUGUCUGGAAUGCCUGUUUAAGGGAUUCUGACACUGUCACACAGACAUACAUGUAGACAAAAUAACUAUACACAUACAUUAAAAAGGAAAACACAAAAAGAGUCUCAAGUAGGGAAACUUGGUCAGGGUCUCUCCUCUCAGGAUACCAGGGUUCCUAUUGCUGGAUUGGCCUUUCCAGGGGGACUGAGUGUUCCAGACUCUUCUUACAACAGCUCUGUGAGGUAGAGAGCGAUUUUAGGAAGGGUCCUUUGGCCGUUUCCUUCCAUUUGCCUGUCUCGCUGGCUUUCCUGGGAACAUUCCUGGAAGGGAGUAGACAGAGUCCACAGAUUCGACAGAGUCCUCGAUUCCUCAAGAUGAAGGUGUCUUGGGCUGCGGCUGGGUGAGCGCCCAGUGGUAGAGCGCCCCUCCCCCACUUCAGUGAUAACUAACAGUAGUGAAAAGCUACAAGAUGACAUUUGCUUUUUUACUGCUACUUCCUGAUCUGGGGAGUUUUGUUGCUGCUAUUUUGAGACAGGAUCUCACUGGCUUCAAAAUUUUCAUCCCUCCCCCCUCAGUUUCCCAAAUUUCCAAAUACUGGAAUUACAGGUAUGUGUCCCCAUGCCUGGUAUAUCAAUAUAUUUUUUAAAAGAUGUAUACACACACACACACAUAUAUAUGAUAUAUAUUAUAUAUAUAUACAUAUAUAUACAUACAUAUAUAAUACAUACAAACACACAUCCACACACACACAUCCACUUUUUCACUAAUGGGGAAAUUCAAUUGCUGGUCACCUCAUUCUGGAAUUAAAAUGUUUUAUGUUGUUCUUUUUUUUUUUUUUCUUCCUGGUUGUAAUAAAA
This is a messenger RNA of Apodemus sylvaticus (European woodmouse), 5615 nucleotides long. RefSeq names its product RAB11 family interacting protein 1 (gene Rab11fip1). Gene Ontology annotation, molecular function: small GTPase binding. Gene Ontology annotation, biological process: regulated exocytosis. Lineage: Eukaryota; Metazoa; Chordata; Mammalia; Rodentia; Muridae. The record is from RefSeq and is a predicted model, not a curated record. The transcript is spliced from 6 exons. Bases 73 to 3735 code for a protein of 1220 amino acids. Gene Ontology annotation, cellular component: intracellular membrane-bounded organelle.